ACCAUCGAGGCGUGUGAGGAGCCUGAGCUGAGUGGCGUGCAGAGCUGUGGAGAUAAGCGUUUUUGUAGCAAGGUGUUCGUCGGUGCUUCAUUCCUCGACUGCAAGGACCGUCUGGAUGUGGAAUCUUUCAAUAAAAUCUGUAUGGCCGACUUCUGCAACUCUGCAGAUGACAGCUUCUCCCUCCUCUGCAAAACCGUCUCAGAGUACUCCAGAGAGUGUAUCCACGCUGGUGGCAAGCCCCAGCAAUGGAGGAAUGAACGUUUUUGCUACAAGGAAUGUCCAUAUAACAUGACAUUCUUGGAGUGUAGCAGUGCAUGUCCCGACACCUGCUCCACCCCUCAGGCCAGCCAGACAUGUGACAGCCACUGCCAUGAUGGCUGCAGCUGCCCUGCCGGAAAAGUGUUUGAUGACAUCAGUAACACUGGCUGUAUUGUACAGUCUCAGUGUGCAUGUCUGCACAACAACAAAGUGUACCAGUCAGGAGAGUCGUACAAUCACAGCUGCAGAUCCUGUGAGUGUCAGGGUGGUAAGUGGAAAUGCAGUGAAGAGAACUGCCCAGGAACCUGCUCUGUGGAGGGAGGAGCUCACAUCAACACCUUUGAUGGAAAAGUCUACACCUUCCAUGGGGACUGCUCCUACAUUCUGGCUAAGCACGCUGAUGGCUCCCUAUUCACUUUGCUGGUGGACCUGCUCAAGUGUGGUAAAUCUGAAAAACAUACCUGCCUCAAGGCUGUGACACUGUCCUUAUACAACAAUUCUGUGGUUGUUAAAAUUCAGGAGUCCGGGCAGGUCUUUGUAAACAACAUCCCUUCUCAGCUUCCACUUUUCACACCGGAUCUGGGUGUCUUCAAGCCAUCAUCCUUCUACAUGGUUAUAAGCACUAAAUUGGGCUUACAAAUAAUGGUCCAGCUGGUGCCUCUGAUGCAGGUCUUCAUUACAGCUAAUCCUUCGCUCAAAGGAACAACCUCUGGAUUGUGUGGGAACUUCAAUGACAAGGUGACUGAUGACUUCAAGGUGAUGAGCGGGCUGGUGGAGGGCACCGCUGCAGCCUUUGCCAACACGUGGAAAACCAGAGCCAGCUGCAAAGACAUGAAAACAACUUUUGGACACCCCUGUAGCAAUGGCAUCAACAAGGGUAUAGCUCUCUUUACAUGCUUUGUCAUGGCACAUCAUAUAUUGGUUAUCACAUCAUAUUUUAUUAAGCCAUGCCAUGCCAUACAAUGCUAUAUUUUAGAGUUACUCAUGUCAAACUGCAUGUAUGACAGCUGUAACUGUGACCAAAGUGAGGUCUGCAUGUGUGCUGCAAUCUCCUCAUACGUCUAUGCCUGUUCAGCGGCAGGAAUCCACCUGACUGGCUGGAGGUCGACCAUCUGUGAGGAAGUGUGUGACCAGGUCUGUCCCUGUUAUGAUAAAGAUUCCAUUAUUCCUGCUAAACAGACUAUCACCAUAGAGGAACACACAUGCUCCUGCAGACAAGGAAUUCUCAGCUGCCCAGGAGGAGCACCUCUAUCCAUAUGUACUUCCCCCAUGGUAUAUUUCAACUGCUCCGAGGCUCAACCCGGGACUCCUGGUAUUGAGUGUCAAAAGAGCUGCAGCACUCUGGACAUGGCUUGUAUCAGUACAGGCUGUCUGUCAGGCUGCAUGUGCCCUGAUGGCCAGGUGUCAGAUGGAUUAGGUGGCUGUAUCAAGGAAUCCAAAUGUCCAUGUGUGCACAACGGAAAGAUCUACCAGCCUCAAGACACACUGACGGUCGACUGCAACACCUGCUAUUGCACUGAAAGGAAGUUCAAAUGUACCGAAAAAUUGUGUGAUUCUGUAUGUGGGAUCUAUGGAGAUGGCCACUACGUCACAUUUGAUGAUAAGAGGUUUGACUUCAGUGGACAGUGUGGAUACACACUCCUCCAGGACUUCUGUGGUACUGGUCAGAGCAACGGAAGCUUCAGAAUCAUCACUGAGAAUGUUCCAUGUGGAACCACAGGAACUACCUGUUCCAAGACCAUCAAGAUCUUCCUGGGGGAUAAUGAAUUCCAACUUAAAGAUGAGAACUUCCAGGUGAUAAAGGGCAGCAGCAAAGUGUUCCCUGCUCAGAUACACAAGAUGGGUAUUUACCUAGUGGUAACGAUCAAGGCAGGACUCGUGCUCAUGUGGGACCAGAAGACCAGUCUUUUCAUUAAACUCAGCCCAGAUUUCAAGGGUCAAGUCUGCGGUUUGUGUGGAAACUAUGAUGGCAACAGCAGGAAUGACUUCACCACAAGCUCUCAGGGGACCGUGGCCGAUGUUCUCGAAUUUGGUAACAGUUGGAGGGUUUCCUCCAGCUGCCCCAGCGCCCAACUAAUCAGUGAUCCCUGUUCCUCAAACGGCUACCGGGCAACCUGGUCCCAGAAAAAAUGUAGCAUCAUCACCAGUGUCACCUUCCAGAACUGUCAUUCACAGGUUGACCCUGGACCAUACUUUGAUUCUUGUGUGAGAGACUCUUGUGCUUGUGACACCGGUGGGGACUGUGAAUGUCUCUGCACUGCUGUGGCUGCCUAUGCCAAAGCUUGUAAUGAAGCUGGAGCGUGUGUUAAAUGGAGAACUCCAAAAGUGUGCCCUAUUUUCUGUGACUACUAUAAUGCUCCUGAUGGUUGUGAGUGGCACUACAGGCCUUGUGGAGCUGCCAUGAAGACAUGCCGAAAUCCAUCAGGAAACUGUUCGAACCUCAUCACUGCCCUGGAAGGCUGCUAUCCACAUUGUCCUCCAAACCAGCCAUACUUUGAUGAAGACACCAUGAAGUGUGUUAAAUGGAACCAGUGUGGUUGCUAUGAUGAUAGAGGUACCCAUUACAGCGUUGGAGAUGAGGCUCCAUCAAACAACUGUUACACUUGCUCCUGUAAGGUUUCCGGAAUGUCAUGCAGCUACAACAUGAGCUCCUGUACAUGCUUCGUAAACGGAAAAUACUACGGAUAUGGGGAAACCAUCUACAGCACGACGGAUGGGCUAGGAAACUGCAUUACAGCUAUGUGUGGGGCCAACGGGACUGUAAAUAGGAAAGUCAACCCUUGCUUAACGACCACCACACCUGGCCCUACAUCAACGCCCUUUACGUUCAGCACAGGUGGAACAACGACAGUUGGACCAACAAUAUCAACAACAGAA
Molecule: messenger RNA, 3135 nt
Organism: Hippoglossus stenolepis (Pacific halibut)
Lineage: Eukaryota; Metazoa; Chordata; Actinopteri; Pleuronectiformes; Pleuronectidae
Product: mucin-5B
Exons: 24
Cellular component (GO): extracellular matrix
Molecular function (GO): protein binding
Source: RefSeq, a predicted model, not a curated record